Molecule: messenger RNA, 279 nt
Organism: Triticum turgidum subsp. durum (durum wheat)
Lineage: Eukaryota; Viridiplantae; Streptophyta; Magnoliopsida; Poales; Poaceae
Source: the annotation of a GenBank genome assembly
AUGACCCCGACGGUGGCGGCGGCAGAGGCGGUCGGCGAGGAUGGCCGCUGGGGCGAGGAGGUGGAGCCGAUGACCCCGGCGGUGGCGGCGGCGGAGGGGUCCCAGGGGGCUCGAGGACCGACGUCUGAUGCGGUCGUGGUUCCUCGCCGUCAAGAACUAGAUCGAGCGCACGUCGGCGGUAGCCGUCCAGAGGAAGAGGAGGAGCACCCUGCGCCGGUUCGGCGGCCGUGGAACGGAGGAGAGGGAGAGAAAGGCCACCGGUGGCCCCAUGAAGGCUGA